This is a messenger RNA of Aphanomyces astaci, 864 nucleotides long. RefSeq lists its product as hypothetical. The transcript has 6 exons. Lineage: Eukaryota; Oomycota; Saprolegniomycetes; Saprolegniales; Verrucalvaceae. The coding region runs from base 18 to 638 and encodes 206 amino acids. Gene Ontology annotation, biological process: protein polyglutamylation. The record is from RefSeq and is a predicted model, not a curated record.
CCGCUGCCGAGACGACCAUGGACGAGCUGAAUGCGAUGUCGCUGCAUGUGUUUGAGUACCUGGGCACGCUCUCUGCGGUGUCCAACGUCGAGUACAAGCCAUCUCCAGGCAUUCAACUGCACAACAUUGCUCUGUGGGAACAACGAAACGCACCCAAGAAGCUCCCCCUCGACCUCGUGGCGUUCCUAGGAGCGUCGAACGGGCUGUCUGUGAAAUGGUACACGACACUCAAGGCCAAGCAGCACUUGGUCGGUCAUUUCGCGUUGAAUUCGCUUCAACACAUGCGGAAAAUCGAUGCUGACUUUCCCGACGGCAACUACCUGGCCCUGGUCCUCGACUCGUCUAAGAUCAUGGGCGAUGUCUGCCUGGUGUUCAAAUCCAAUGACCAAGCCGAGGUGUGGCUGCGCGACGUCAUGUCGAAUUGGAUCUUGCUCGCUCGGACAUUUGCCGACUAUUACCGGCUCAUGAUCGUGCACUUGGGGCUCAUCGGGUGGCAAGCGUUGUUCACGCCCGUGGGAUUGGAUCCGUUGACCAAGCAAUGGUUUCAUCUGUUUGUACCCGGCCGGCUGCGCCAACUGACAAGCCCAGACAAGCACGCGACUACAAGUGCCCAGAUCCCCAUCUUGCCGUUCCUUUAGCUGUCAUUGCGCAUGUAAAACAGACUGCUGUCGUUAUAUGCGAGUCGGGUGAAAUCUUCGAACGCCACGAGCGACGCCUUGCGCUUCACCUGGGUCGGCUGAAUCUUGACCAGUUGCCGCGUCGGCGUCAGUUCCUGGCCUCGUUGCCGUCCACCUUGCACAUUUCUACGUUCACACAUAUAUAUAAAUAUAUCCCCGAUUACCAUCAAAUAUAUAGAUACCGUCG